GGCACUUUUAUGUUUGCGUCAACUCAAGAUUUCAAAAGUAGGGUUAGUGAACCACAGUGUCAGUGAUUAAAUUUUUACUCAAUUUUAAAUUAUAAAUUAUUUUUGUAUUUUUGAAAAAAUAUUUUACGAAAAAUCUUAUUUGAUAUUUAAAAUAAAGCCUUUUCAAUAAUAUUUAUCUGAUUAAUAACUUGAAUAAUAGCUGACAAAAAUAAUAAUAACUUUUCAUAACGGUAAAUUGUGUUUACCCUGGUGCGGUGCGUUACAUUUUUGUCAAUUUCUUGAAUUGUAAUAAAAUUCAAUAGCAAUCUGUCAAAGACUUUUAGUCAAUCUUUCAGAAAAGAAUAGCUAUUUCAUAAAUGACACUAUAGGUGCUACAGUAAUAAAUGUUUAAAAAGCAAUAUAUAGUAACUAUACUAACGUGUAUGGUAAUUAAUUAUUAGUACGGUAGGCAAAUCAAUUAGUUCACAUUUAUUAAUAGUAGCCUAACUAAUAAUAGAAGAGAUAAUAACGGGAUUAUUUGAACUGUUAAUUUUGUGAAUUGUAUGUUUGCUCAUAUUGGCUAAGCAAGAAUGAACAAACCUACUAAGGAAAAGUCAAAUUCUGAACAGCCAAAAGCAAAAUCAAGAAUGCAUGAACAUUGGUGGAAAGUAUUUCUUGGAAUUGUUGUACUUUCUGCUUGGACCAGAUUCUACAAAGUAACUGAGCCAGAUCACGUUUGUUGGGAUGAAACACAUUUUGGAAAAAUGGCUAGCUGGUAUAUAAACAGGACAUUUUUCUUCGAUGUGCAUCCACCUCUUGGAAAGAUGUUAAUUGCACUGUCCGGCUACACAUCUGGCUAUGAUGGGAGUUUUCCCUUUGAAAAACCCGGCGAUAAGUACGAAAACGUGAACUACGUUGGAAUGAGAUUGUUUUGUACAUUGUUGGGCGCGUGCAUUCCACCAAUGGCCUUCCUCACUGUCUGGGAAAUGACGUAUUCCCUGCAGGCAGCAGUACUGUCUUCACUUUUCAUUCUUUGUGAUGUCGGAAUAUUGACCUUGACGCAGUACAUUCUACUUGACCCGAUUCUUCUGUUUUUCGUGAUGGGAACAAAUUUGGGAGUGGUCAAAGUCCACGCUUGCCGAAAUGAACCUUUCUCUGGGAAAUGGUGGAUAUGGCUAGUCAUCACUGGUGUGAUGCUCUCGUGUGCGGUGAGCGUCAAGUUUGUGGGCUUAUUUGUUGUCCUACUGGCUGGAUUCAGAACUCUAGAAGAGCUGUGGGAUAUUCUAGGAGAUCUCUCAAAACCUGUCAUCUAUACCGUUUACCAUUUUGCAGCCAGAGCGCUUUGCUUGAUAGUAUUGCCAGCUAUUUUAUACACAGCAUUUUUCUACAUUCAUCUCAAAGUCUUGAGCAAAAGUGGUAAUGGAGAUGGGUUCUAUAGUUCAGCAUUCCAGUCACAGCUCGAAGGAAAUUCAUUGCAUAAUGCUAGUUUACCAAAAGACGUGGCGUACGGGGCUAUUGUUACUUUGAAGAAUCAUAGAACAGGUGGCGGAUACCUGCAUUCGCACUGGCAUUUGUACCCUGAAGGAGUGGGAGCCCGUCAGCAACAGAUUACGACCUACACUCAUAAAGAUGAGAACAACAAGUUUUUGAUCAAGUACUACGACAAGGAGAUGGAUGUGAAUGACACUGAGGUGACACUGCUGAGGCACGGAGCCUUGGUCAGGCUGGAGCAUGUCACAACCCACCGCAACCUACACUCGCACAGAGAGCCUGCUCCCAUCAGCAAAAAACACUAUCAAGUUACUGGUUAUGGUGAGAAUGGCAUUGGUGAUGCUAAUGAUGUCUGGAAAGUUCAGAUAAUUGGCGGCCAGGAAGGAGAUGUAGUUCACACGGUUACAAGCAAACUGAAGUUUAUUCAUGCCUUGCAACAUUGCAUCCUCACAACAAGUAACAAGCAGCUUCCCAAAUGGGCUUAUGAGCAGCAAGAGGUUUCAUGCAAUCCGAAUCUGAGGGAUAAAAAUGCAAUCUGGAAUGUUGAAGAUAAUGUUUUUGACAAAUUGCCGAUUGUGAGCUUCGACGUGUAUGCACCAGGAUUCAUAGAACGCUUCAUUGAAUCUCACGCAGUGAUGUUUCAAGGCAACGCAGGCCUCAAACCCAAAGAAGGAGAGGUCACUUCAAGGCCCUGGCAAUGGCCAAUCAAUUUCCGAGGACAAUUCUUUUCCGGUAAUCCGUUCCGCAUUUAUUUGCUUGGAAAUCCAGUAAUUUGGUGGGCGAACUUGAUACUCCUGUUGGUGUUCAUUGUGACAUUUCUGUUCACUGCAGUUCGAGAGCAACGAGGAUAUAUGGAUCCUGAACCUUUCAAUGAUUUGAAAAGGAGACUAAUCCACAGCUGUGGAUGGCUGUUUGUUGGGUGGGUUCUACAUUAUCUACCAUUUUGGGCCAUGGGCAGAGUUCUGUACUUCCAUCAUUACUUUCCAGCUCUACUGUACAGCUCCAUGAUUUCAGGUAUUCUUGUGACAUUCUUUCUGGAAUCGAUUAUUCACAUACUGCCUGAAAAAUACGGAAAUCCGUUAUUUCAUUCAAUGAACGGCAUUGUUCUAUCCGCCAUAGCAUACAGUUUCUACCUGUUUGCUCCACUUGCCUAUGGAAUGGAAGGCCCAUCGGCGGGCGACCCACAAAGUGUCAUGCAUGGUCUCAAGUGGUUAGACUCUUGGGAGUUUUAAUAGAGUGUGCCUGUUUGGGAGUUUUAUGCCUGUUCACCUAAAUUGGCAUUCUAAAUCUUAGAAAAUUUUAAUAAUAUUACACAUUUUGACAAUGACAGCCAACAUUCAUAUUGUUUGUAUAUUAGUACUGUAGCAUUAGGUACUUGAAGAGUAACUUAUACGAGUAUAUGAACAUCUUGACUGAUAAGAUAUGUAUUUUUCUUAUUUAUUUUACUUUUGUCCUUAAAUUUGUUAAGUAGGCUAUAAGAAUAAUACUUAAAUUUAUCAGUAUUUAUAGAAUAUGUAUUUAUAUCGUACUGAAUAAACAUAGUAUUUACCGAGUUUUAGAAUUUUUUUGAAAAUUAUGUUUUGUGGAUUUUGUUUAAAGUUUUUAUAAUGUUAUUACUUCCAAGCCAAGCCAAGUAAAUGUGAAUUUUAUUUUUUACUAACAAUUAUAAUUAUCUAGAACAGUUUUAGAACAAUAUUAUUUAUUCAACACACUUGAAUUGUUAUUUUUUAUAUAAUUAGCAUGUUUUCUAUUGAUAAGUAUUUUACUAUUUUUAUACUUUUAAAGAAAAAUAUAGUGGUUGACACCUUUUUUAAAUAA
Nilaparvata lugens (brown planthopper) is the source of this 3288-nucleotide messenger RNA. It is a transcript of the gene twisted, whose product is annotated as protein O-mannosyl-transferase 2. Gene Ontology annotation, cellular component: endoplasmic reticulum; membrane. Lineage: Eukaryota; Metazoa; Arthropoda; Insecta; Hemiptera; Delphacidae. The coding region runs from base 570 to 2702 and encodes 710 amino acids. Gene Ontology annotation, biological process: protein O-linked glycosylation via mannose. The transcript has 18 exons. Gene Ontology annotation, molecular function: dolichyl-phosphate-mannose-protein mannosyltransferase activity. The record is from RefSeq and is a predicted model, not a curated record.